Drosophila gunungcola (fruit fly) is the source of this 3584-nucleotide messenger RNA. RefSeq names its product acetylcholinesterase (gene Gli). NCBI's taxonomy places the organism in Eukaryota, Metazoa, Arthropoda, Insecta, Diptera, Drosophilidae. The transcript is spliced from 8 exons. The record is from RefSeq and is a predicted model, not a curated record. The coding region runs from base 149 to 3037 and encodes 962 amino acids. Gene Ontology annotation, cellular component: tricellular tight junction; septate junction; cell surface.
GUCGCCGUCGUGCUAUUGCGCUCACUUUUGCACAGGUGAGGGGGAGUGGAAGCGAGAGAGGAAGUGGUAGUGGAAACGGAGAGCCUUCAAAGCUGCGCGCGCCCAAUACAUCGAAAGAAUCGUUUGGGCCAGGUGUAUCUGUAUCACCAUGAUGCACAAAUUAAAAUAUCGCGAUAAAUUAAAAUGGGUUUUAGCCCUGCCCCUGCUGAUUUGCACCUUUUUUAUGCAAACGGAGGCACAAACAAGGGAUCCAAGAUUUUAUUCGCGGCCAGGCGUUGACUAUCAUUGGCCAAAUCCAGGUGAUCCAGAUUACAGAACUUACACGUUCAACGAUCGCCGAUAUGGUCAUUAUCAGCCAAAUGGUUUUGGAGCCAACUAUCCGGGCAGAAAUCCCCCAGGGCAAUAUCCCCAAGGAAUGCCAAACGAAGAUCGUUUUCGAUUUGAUCCGAACGAUCCCAAUGCACGGACCCAGUUCCCGGGAGUUUUGGCCGGAUGGCGAGAGGAUCUGCAGGGCAAACAGCGUCGCGACUCCUUGACCCUUGAACGGGAUGUGUUCGUGACCACAAACUAUGGCCAGGUGCAGGGCUUCAAGGUGUACAUGUACGACAAUCCCGAUCCCAAGUCCUUCUACCGACCCUACCACUCCACCGUGGAUCGGGUGAUGGGCGAGUGCUCGGUCUUCCUGGGCAUCCCCUACGCCAUGCCGCCCACUUUCGAGGGCAGGUUCAAGCCACCCCGCGUCCACCGCGGAUGGCAGCUGGUCCAGGCCGUCGACUUCGGACCCGCCUGCCCUCAGCCGGUCCGCUACACCGGCGCCACCAAGGGAGUCAUGGACAUGGACGAGGAUUGCCUCUACUUGAACGUCUAUUCACCCAAGACUGGCGCUGGCGUGGCUCAGAAGUACCCGGUGAUGGUGUACAUCCAUGGCGGGGAGUUCAUCCGCGGAGCGUCGAACUUGUUCCAGGGACAUGUGCUGGCCUCCUUCUACGACGUGGUGGUGGUGACGCUGAACUACCGCCUUGGUGCCCUGGGAUUCCUGUCGACGGGCGACGAGAACUCGCCCGGGAACUACGGAAUCCUGGAUCAGGCGAUGGCGCUGCGUUGGGUGCACGACAACAUCGAGUUCUUCAACGGCGAUCGGGACUCCAUAACGCUGUUUGGUCCCGGAGCAGGUGGUGCGUCCGCCGGUCUUCUGAUGGUGGCACCGCAGACGCGGAAUAUCGUGAGGCGGGUUAUCGCCCAGUCGGGAUCGGCUUUGGCGGAUUGGGCCCUGAUCCAGGACAAGUACCGGGCCCAAAACACAAGCCGUGUGCUGGGACAAGUGCUGGGCUGCUCGAUUGAGUCGUCGUGGAAGCUGGUCAACUGCCUGCGCACCGGACGCAGUUUCUAUGAGCUGGGCAACGCGGAGUUUGCCCCCCAAGUGGGCAGUUUUCCCUGGGGUCCGGUUCUGGACCACAACUUCACGCUGCCCGGCGACGAUUGGUACGAGGGCUGGCGCGAGAAGGACUGGCGCUUCCUCACCCAAACGCCGGAGACACUCAUCCGGGCCGGCAAGUUCAACCGGAACAUCCAGUACAUGACGGGCGUCACCACGCAGGAGGCGGCCUUCUUUGUGGCCCAAAAUGAAUCGCUAAGUCCGUACUACGAGCUGGAUGGGCGGUUCUUUGACCAGAAGAUACGCGAACACGUCUUUCGAUACAACUAUACGCUGAAUCCGAACGGAGUCUAUGAGGCCAUCAAAUACAUGUACACGUUCUGGCCGGAUCCCAACAACAACACCAUCAUCCGGGAUCAGUAUAUCAACAUGCUCAGCGAUCUGUACUACCGGGCACCGGUGGACCAGAUGGUCAAGCUGAUGCUCGAGCAAAAGGUGCCCGUCUACAUGUACGUGCUGAACACCACCGUGGAGGCACUGAAUCUACCGCAGUGGCGGAAGUAUCCCCACGACACGGAGAGGUACUUCCUCACCGGAGCCCCCUUCCUAGACACCGAGUUCUUUCCCAAGAAGGAGCACCUGCAGCGCAACAUGUGGACGGACAACGAUCGCAACAUGAGCCACUUCUUCAUGCAGACCUACUCCAACUUUGCCAGAUACGGCAAUCCGACGCCCCAACAGGUGCUGGGCAUGCACUUCCAGCGAGCGUACCAGGGCGAGAUUCGCUACCUGAACAUCAACACCACGUUCAACUCGUCCAUCCUGCUGAACUACCGGCAGACGGAGUGCGCCUUCUGGACGCAGUAUCUGCCCACGGUGAUCGGGGUGCUGGUGCCCACAUAUCCUCCCACCACGGAGUAUUGGUGGGAGCCCAAGGAACCGCUGCAGAUCGCCUUCUGGAGCAUGUCGGUGACCUGCUUCUUCCUCAUUGUCCUGGUGGUCAUCUGCUGCAUCAUGUGGCGCAACGCCAAGCGCCAAUCGGAUCGCUUCUACGACGAGGAUGUCUUCAUCAAUGGCGAGGGCUUGGAACCGGAAGCGGAUGCUCGGGGUGUGGACAACGCCCACAUGGUGACCAACCAUCAUGCGCUGCGCUCCCGCGACAACAUCUACGAGUACCGGGACUCACCCUCCUCUAAGACGCUGGCCAGCAAGGCGCACACGGACACCACCUCGCUGCGAUCACCCAGUUCGCUGGCCAUGACCCAGAAGUCCAGCAGCCAGGCCUCGCUUAAGUCGGGGAUCUCUCUGAAGGAGACCAAUGGCCACCUGGUCGUCAAGUCGAGCGAUCGGGCCGCCACUCCACGGGCCCAGCCAAAUGGGAAUGGCCACGGAUCUCCGGCCAAGUUGGCGGCUCCCGUGGAGGAGAAGCGUCUGCUGCAGCCACUGUCCAGCACUCCGGUGCCGCAACUGCAGUCGGAGCCAGCCAAAAGGGUUCCAGCCGCCGCCGCCGCCAGUGUCUCUGGGAGCAGUCGAAGUACCACGCCAGUGCCCUCCGCACGGAGCACCACCACCCACACCACCACGGCCACGCUGAGUUCGCAGCCAGCGGCACAGCCCAGACGAACCCACCUGGUGGAGGGAGUGCCUCAGACAUCCGUCUAAGUAACCGCUCUCUAAGCGCGGGAUGCGCUUAGGGAGUCAGCCAAAUCGUCCAAUAACCGAGCAUGUCGAUGAUCCCACAAGGGAACGUGAAGUUCUUCCUGGGACUUCAAUUAAUAUUAGCUAGUUGUUUUCCGAAAAAUGUAAGUUUAAUUUUUGUAUUUAUAAUACGUUUUUAAAUAGAUCUGUGAGAUCUCAGUUUUGAGUUGUAGCAUAGGCAAAACCUAUAUUCGUAACAUAUUGUUUUAAGUUUAUUUGUUCGUAAGUUUGAUAACCCAACGAAUACAAAUCCAUAUCAAUGACAUUCCAUAGCCUUAUAAUCGGCCUCUAAUUGUACAUAUACAAAUAUAAUAAAAUAUAUGUAUAUUAGUAUUAUUUAAUAAUAAGAUAUACAAGAGUUCUGCUAAAACUGUCACUUCCAAGAGAUUAGUUAGAUAAACUUUUAAUUGCAAUAAAAGCAAACAGAAGUGACAGUAAUAUCGAAUGAAUGUGUAAAGAUAGUAUAUAAAAUGUGACAAAUGUUAUAGAACAAAAAUAAAGUAACAUUAAA